AUGUGCUCUCUAAUGUGGCUCAUAAUUCGAAAGAGCAACAGUUCGCUCCUCGAAUCAGCAAUGAAGCACAACAAAGAGCUAAUUACACAUGACGACCACACUUACAACAAGGACGCCAAUAUCGACAAUGAAGCAAUAUCAAACAAAAGAUUGGGCCUCUCAAUAGAACUAAGCUCAAAGCCCUCCCUUUCAGGAACUGCUAGUCUGAUCCUGAUGUUUCGGAUUCGGUACAGCCCGGCUAUGAAACCCGCAUACCAUGAGACAAUCGAGGAAAAAUUACUUUUGUUUACCAAUUUAGUACCUGAUUCCACGAAGGAUCCCCGAAUUGCAACAGAUCCAAGACUAGAACGAAGCGGAAAGUUUGCACUUAUGCGCAAGUGGCUCUCCAAAAUCCCAUCGCCUGGUCCCGAGUCACCUAAAUUUCUGCCAACUCGUCUGCUCCAUGUACUCGGGCCUGAUAGGCUUGAGCUAAUCCACACCGCGGAGCAUUUCCCACUGACAUGGGGUUUUAAUCGAAGGGCGGUGCGAUAUGUAGCGCUUAGCCACAAAUGGGGAGCGUCUCAACAUUUUACGACCACGGUUUCGACCAUGAGUGAAAGAUGCUCUGGCAUCUCGAUCAGGAAAGACUUACCGGCAACCUUUCGCGACGCGGUCGAGGUUGUCAGCCAACUUGGAUAUUCCUAUUUGUGGAUCGACGCAUUGUGCAUCAUCCAAGACGACGAGCAAGACUGGGCAAAGGAAUCAGGCAAAAUGGCCGAUGUCUACGGGAACGCACACUUCACAAUUGCCGUCCACUGCGCAAGGGACGACACGGAAGGCUUCCUCGAUAGGUCAAUGGCGAAAAGGACAGCGGUGGAAUUCCAAGGACCUGAUUCAACAUACUACAUCUGCCGGCCAGCCAAUCUUGAAGCCGACGUCACAGACAGUCAGCUCUGCAGGCGAGGUUGGGUACUUCAAGAACGUUUCCUCGCAUCGAACACCAUCCACUUCACUGAAGGCCAGAUCUACUUGGAAACGAUGCACGGGACUGAAGCAGAGGACGGUCCACUGAGCCACCACCGGCCACUGAUGUCCGACACCGCCAACCGGCUGGAGAGAAGCGGAGCCCGCACGAUCUUAAGGGUCAAAAACGCGCCCGUUGCACCACGACGCAAGUUCUUUGCUCCCUCCGCGGCCCCCGAACUGUGCCAACUGCUUCGAGUACCAAGUCAAAAGUAUGGCACACCCACGACAGACAACACCUUCUUAAGGACAGAAACACCGGCAGACUGGCUCGACCUAAUAACCAUGUACUCGAACUGCAGCCUCACCAAAGAAAAAGACAAACUCAUAGCCCUCUCCGGAAUGGCGCAGCGAAUACACGAAAAAACAGGCGCAACGUACUGCGCGGGGCUCUGGCACGACCGCAUAAGCGAAGGGCUGCUCUGGCUCCGGGAAAGCACACCCCUCAGCACGCCCUCCUCUCCACGAGCGCCCUCCUGGUCCUGGGCAGCAUACGACGGGCCGAUCCAAUUUGCGACAGACGAGCGCUCGCUCAGCAAAACCAGCGACCCAUUCGGGAUCACGGGGCCAGGCCGCCAACACCGCUGGACGCAGCCCAGCUCGCCACCCCCAUUCUCGCCCGCAGAGCCGCACCACCGCCCCAGCGCGUCCAGAUGCCUAACAACGAAGUGCGAAUUCAUCAAAGUGCGCGACCCUUUCGACCUCGAUGGGAAAGACCAGCACGCCUGGCUCAGCGGCCCCGGCCACCUCGAACUCCGCCUCGAAACGACUGCGCUUGAGAGCGUGCAGCUCUCUACUUCGACGACCGAGAUUGGCCCCGGUCCCCGCCGCAACAUCCCCUGGAACCUGAAGAGCCGGCUGCCGGUGCUGAAGCCCAAGCGCUUCGUGCCUGUGCGGACGCUGGCGCUCCGGCGUGAGGGAGGUGAGAGAGCCGAGACCGUCGUGGGCUGGGUAUCGCUCGAUAUGGAAGAUGGGGUUGGACUGUGGGACGCGAGGGCUGGGAGUAGGCGUUUACAUGGGUUUUGCUUUGCGAGUAUAUGUUUCUACCAACGGGCAAGAGAGGGCAUCUUCCUCGUCCGGGUCAACGAGAGCCCGGACCUGUACCGCCGCAUUGGAUACGGAGAGGUGCUUGAUGACUCUCCGGCGUCGCGUUGGAGACUGAAGAAUAUCAGCUUAGUCUAG
Molecule: messenger RNA, 2184 nt
Organism: Aplosporella prunicola CBS 121167
Lineage: Eukaryota; Fungi; Ascomycota; Dothideomycetes; Botryosphaeriales; Aplosporellaceae
Exons: 2
Coding region: 1-2184 (727 amino acids)
Source: RefSeq, a predicted model, not a curated record